Dunckerocampus dactyliophorus (ringed pipefish) is the source of this 3734-nucleotide messenger RNA. It is a transcript of the gene clint1a, whose product is annotated as clathrin interactor 1a. The record is from RefSeq and is a predicted model, not a curated record. Bases 97 to 2004 code for a protein of 635 amino acids. Gene Ontology annotation, molecular function: phospholipid binding; clathrin binding. The transcript has 12 exons. Gene Ontology annotation, biological process: endocytosis. Lineage: Eukaryota; Metazoa; Chordata; Actinopteri; Syngnathiformes; Syngnathidae. Gene Ontology annotation, cellular component: clathrin vesicle coat; endosome; plasma membrane.
CCACUCUUUACUUUUCCAAUUCAAGGUUUGGUAUCGGUGUUGGGCUUUGAGUGAAGCGUUUUAGCGAGGCGGAAAGCUUCUUUUCACAGAGCCAAGAUGCUGAACAUGUGGAAGGUUCGGGAGUUGGUUGACAAAGCAACCAAUGUGGUGAUGAACUACUCGGAGGUGGAGUCUAAAGUUAGAGAGGCAACCAAUGAUGACCCUUGGGGGCCGUCAGGACAGCAGAUGAGUGAAAUUUCAAGAGCAACCUUCAUGUACGAGCAGUUCCCAGAGGUGAUGAACAUGCUGUGGGCCCGCAUGCUGAGAGACAACAAGAAAAACUGGAGGAGAGUCUACAAGUCCCUACUAUUGCUUGCUCAUCUAAUCAGGAAUGGAUCAGAGCGGGUUGUCACUAGUGCUAGAGAACAUCUCUAUGACCUGAGAUCAUUAGAAAGCUACCACUUUGUUGAUGAGCAUGGGAAGGACCAAGGGGUGAAUGUGCGGCAGAAGGUGAAGGAGCUGGUGGAAUUUGUCCAGGAUGAUGAACGGCUCAGGGAAGAGAGGAAAAAAGCAAAGAAAAACAAAGAUAAAUAUGUUGGCGUGUCCUCCGACAGUAGAGGAUACAGAGGUUACUCGGGGGACAGGUAUGACUCAGAUAGCCGUGGCAGGUGGGAUGAUGACUGGGAGAGUAAUAAAGGGCAGUUCCCUUUCAGCGAUAAGUUGGGAGAGAUCAGUGACAAGAUUGGAAGCACCAUUGACGAUACCAUCAACAAAUUUAGGAAAAAGGAUAGAGACGACUCUCCAGACCGAUUUAGUGACAACGAGGAGGAACGAGGUCGCUCAUCUCAUAAUGGCAAGUCAGGCAAAGAGUUCAAAGAUGAAGAAGAGACUGUUACCACCAAGAGUGUACAAAUAGUCCAAGCAACAGAGACGACAGCUACAAGAAAGAGAGGAGGUGUCCCAUCCAGGAAAGUGGACUUAGGGGCGGCGGCCCAGUACACAGGAGACAAGAGCCCAAACGCCACCACCAAACAGCCUCAGUCUGCAGCCCCACAGCCCUCUAGCAGUGGACUCGCUGAUCUACUAAUGGUAGACACAACACCUUCAAAACCUGCUUCCACAGACUUGAUUGGUGGAUUUGCCGACUUCUCUUCACCCGCUGCUUCUGCUGGUCUUUCUGCAGGAUCUGCCGCACCAGUCUCCAGCAGCAAUGGAGACUUUGGAGAGUGGAAUGCAUUCCCUGGUGGCCAGAUGCCAGCAUCUGCUCAGUCUGUUGACACCAGUGGAAAUGACCUUUUUGGAGCCAUGACUGCAAGUCCUGCCCCUGCCCCAGUUGCAGCUGCGGGAAACAAUGCGUCCUCAGCAGAUCUAUUUGACUUGAUGGGGCCAUCUCAGACAUUCACCUCCUCUCAGAGCCUCAACUUCAGCAUGAACAGUACACAAAGCAUGAGCACCACAGGCCUGCCUCAGUCUAGGUCACAGCCAAUCCACAACAUUGGGGCGCCUCUACAACCGCAGACUGCUCAGCAGGGAGUCAUUUCUCAGGGUGCUGCAGCCAAAGCUUCCCUCCCCUCCACUUGGUCAGACCACUCUGUGAAUAUCAGCCUUGACUUUCUGGGUCCAGGCAUGCAGGCGCCCAAGCCAAGUCAACCCACCCUCAAUACACUCCAACAAGGCAACCAGGCAAGUGCUAACAUGCUCUCCCAAGGAUUUUCCACAAUGAGCCUUGGACCCUCUGCAGUCAGACCGCCUGUGAAUCCUAUGAUGCACCCUGGUGCUGGCAUGGGCAUGGGCAUGGCCUCCAACCCGAGCAUGAUGGGAAUGGGAAUGACCCCCAACCACGCAAUGAUGGGGAUGGCAAUGGCUUCCAACCAAGGGAUGAUGGGGAUGGGCAUGAACAUGGGGAUGCCACAGGGAGGUAUGCCAAUGGUAAUGCCUGGUGCCAUGGGAAUGGGGAUGAAUCCAGGAAUGGUCCAACAGUCCAAACAUGACGCCUUUGCCGACUUUGGUAACUUUGGGAAGUGAUUUUGCUGGAGAGCAGAGAUUAUAUCUGAGGGCUUGUUAGUGAAGGAUUAUGAGCUUCAAACAAAGAGUACUUGAAUCAUGUCAACUCACAAUAAACACUGCGAUGUCCUUAUUUUAAAAAAAACAAAAAACAAUGCUGUAUAGUGAAAUGGAGCUAAAUGUGUGUGUGUGUAUGGAGUUUGAACCAAUGUUGGGUGCGGUCUGGGGGUGGUCAUCAGACAGCUGUUGUAAAUUGUGUGCCUUGCCGGUUAUGAAUGCGAGGUGUGUUAUCCAGAGUAAUGUCAGGGGAUUUGCUUUUAGAACCUCAAUCAAAUGAAAUCACCAGAAUAGCAAAAAUGUAUAUGCAUCGGUUUUUGAGAUGCCUCUUCUCUAACUUUAUUGAAUGGUAAGUUUGGAUAACAUGAUCAGCCAUUUUAACUUCUAAUAUAUCAAGUUACCUCUUAUUUGUCCUUGUCUUCCUGUAGACUGUAAAUAGAAAUUCCACACUUUUCUCUGAAGUUAUGAGGAAGCUUAUCGGGGGAGAUAACAAUGUGACAAAUUACAUCAUCCAGAAAAGGAUCUGCAUUUAGAUUUAGAAUGGAGAGCAUUGUUACCUUCCCUUCCAUGUUGAGACCCAUACAUUCAUUAUGGAGCCUUGUGUCCUACUGGCAAUCAUUGACCGUGUGAAACUAAAGCUUUGAUUAAUUCAUGUCUGGAGAUUUCCACUUACAGACAUCAAUUAUCUUUGGUACUACAUAUAUGGCUUUUGUGACGGUGUACAUAUAUACAUUAUAUAUAUAUAUAAAUUACUUAAAAAGAAAAGUAUAAUUACUUUGCAUUUAAAUGAGAUAAUCAGUAGUUGGAUUUUUUUUCUUCCAAUUACAACCCAGAGUGCCUGGAAGACCUUUUUCUCUUCAGUUAACUUACUCAAGGGAGACAAUGUGACCAUGCAGUGUUGACAGCAGCAACCACACCAUGUACAAAUACGUGUUUGUACUCGUGCCUCAAGCCAAGCAAACUGUACAGAUAAUAGUUGUCUUAUUUAGUUCAAGGAUGCUGUUUGAUUGUCUUUUGGACAUCUUUACUUCCUCCCUUUUGAGUUAUUGUACUUCUGUUGGCUCAGACUGUUUUCUGAUUACAUCAAAUGUGUGCUUUACUUCUUAUUCAUGUCUCUACCCUUUUUUUUUUUUUUUUUUUUUUUUUUAAACAUUUACAGGAGCUCAUGUGCUGUCCCAUGUGUUGUCAGUUCCUGCAUGUGUGUGUGUCCCUCACAGCUUAGCAGAUAUGAGUAGAACAAUCCUGUUCACUUUGAACCGGUGCUGAUCUGUUAGAAGAGCAUACAAAGCACUGCUCCUCAACUGGACUAAGUGCCCCCUGACCCUCGUAACUGUACUAUCAUAUAAAUCUUGGGUGCCUGACAUCUUUGGUUUGCCAAUGAUAUAAAUUAUUCACUGGCCAGAGUACAAGGAAGUGCAUUCUGCAGCCUGGGAGGGCUCAUGAGGCCUUGCACACCGAUAAUAUUGUAGCCUUUUAUUGAAAUAUGGAGCAUUACAAUGACCAAAAUUAGUUUUCUUUCAUUAGAGUUUGUCUUAUGCAGUUUUUUUUCUACUUUUGAUCUUCUCACAAAAUGGCAUUGUUACUUAAACAAUAGUAUAUGCAACUAUCAAGAAUUUGUUUUGCAUUAUUUCCAUUUUGUGUUACACAGCAAGUUUGCCUAUCUACAACAUUAAACAGUUGAUUGAAAUGACUUA